GGAGUGCAGCAAAUCUCACUGCAGAAAUCAAAAGGGGGAAGAAAAAGACUUAAUAGUCAAGCUGCUGAAAAUGUGGAAAAACGGAGAAGUCUUAAUCUCAACAAGUGUGAAAUGCAGAGCUCCAAGGACCCUUCAGAUGAAGAGUCAACCCAGUUGACUACUGAUCUUCUCUUCUCCUGCACAGCUAGACAGUCACAGUCUCCUAGACAAUUCAGCACACCCCAGAGCAACUCUCUAAUCAUGAAUAUCCUGGGGGGAAGUACCUCUGUCAGAAACAUCUGGACAGACCAUCAGAUCAGGCAGGCGUUGUUUCCCAGCCGGCGCCCGCCUUACGAGAAUGAAGAUGAUGAAGACGAUUAUCAGAUGUUUGUACCGUCAAUGUCUACAUCCAAUUCAAGUUCAGCUGUUGGUGGAGAAAGGAGGGGAUCUUCUGGGCGUCCAUGCAGCUGGCACUUGGGGGUAGUACAUCAAAAUGAGACUUCCAGCCCCACUCGUCAUAAAAUUGUUAGACGAGCCAGUAGUGCUGGUGAAAGUAACACGUGUCCAGCCAGCACAAGGUAUAAAAUAGGGGAGCGUGGUUCUCGAAGGGAAGUGAAGAUAGCAGAGGUGAGCAGUAGGAAUACCUAUCCCAAAUCUUCAGAGGAGUUGACUAUCGAUGAUAUUGAACAUGUUUAUGAUAAUAUAAGCUAUGAAGACUUAAAGUUGAUGGGUUUGACAAGAAGGGAGGAGACACCCCGUGGCCCACAGAGAUCUGCUAGAGACUCUCUCUAUGAGGCUGAAAACAAAAGCAGCUUAGAUUCACCCUCCAAAAAGAGAACAGCUAAUCAAAACAGGGCCUCCAUUCACACUAGUAGGGAGGAGAUACUACUCAGUAAAGAAGCACCUGCUUCAAGUUUGGAUGAGCUCAGGAUUGUUGAAGACAACAUCUAUGACACCAUAGUGCUUUCAGAAGUACCACUAUUGAAGUUUAAAUGUGAUCCUGUAAAAUCCUCUAAAAGGAGGAGUUUUCUGGAAAAAGACCUUGCCUAUUGUGACAAUCUACAACAUUUUGUUUCCGAAGAGAGUCUGCAGUUCAGUGAAGAUGAAAGUCCUUACCAUCGUGUUCCUGUCGACAAUGACUAUUUGAGCUUAGUAGAUAGCUCCUCCAACUCAGAUUCACUGUCCCAUAAGUCUGCAGCAGAUAAACUCUCAGAGGAAGUAGAUGAGAUUUGGAAUGACCUGGAGAACUACAUCAAGAAAAAUGAGGAAAAGACAAGAGACCGUGUCCUUGCAGCCUUUCCUGUUUGUAAAGAUGAUAUGCAGGAAAGGCUGCAUGCUGGUAGUACACCUGAACUGAGUAAAGAUGUAGAGUACUCACUGUCUACUCUUUCUUUGCCAGAAGCUCCUAUUUUCCCUAAAACUGUGAAGCCCAGGGCUGCCACCAUAAGUGAGGCUAAUCUCAGGUUUGAAGACACUACACCAGGCAAGGAGAACUCUCUUCUGACUCUGAACAGAUCAUCUUUCUCCAGUGAGAUGCCUUUUGUAGAUAGUCCGUAUGAACCUGGCAAUAGUGUUCUGUCCAAUGCGCAUGCAGAGGGCAUGGAAAAUGACUUGGCUGUUGUGGAUAAAACAAAGAACAGAGUUUUCAUGAUGGCAAGGCAGUACAGUCAAAAAAUUAAAAAGGCUAACCAGCUGUUGAAAGUUAAGAGUCCAGAGCAGGAACAGCCAGCUAGCAGACAACAGAAACUAAAACACAAAGAUCUUGCUGCUAUUCUGGAGGAGAAGAAACAAGGGGGUCCUGCUAUUGGUGCCAGAAUAGCUGAAUAUUCCCAGCUUUAUGACCAAAUUGGCUUUAGAGACAGUACACCUAAGGUCCAAAAGGAAGCCUGGUCCACUCCUCAGGAGUCAUCAGCUGUGAGGUUUUCCACGUCUGUGGCCACAUCUCCUCCCCGUUCCCAGCCUGCCAGUGAAUGCUCAAGAGCGGAAGAUUGGCUUUUGCAUUCUACGUACAGUAACGGUGAGCUGGCCGACUUCUCUCCAUGGUCUGAAUCCCAAGACCCAAAGUCCAAGAACUCAUAUACAGAAGCUGAUGCAAAAAGCAAUUCGAAGCAGUUGCCAUCAGCUGGCUCAGUGCCUUCCCUUCAGAUUUCUAACCGUUUGCAUGUCCCAGCACAGAGGUGGAGCGCCAUUAUAAGCCAACCGAACAAAGAAAACUUACAUCAAGAUCACGUCUAUAACUCUCUUGGGAGGAGGGUAAGCAGUGUAAAACCACAGGCAUACAGCAGGUCGCAGUCAUCAUCCUCAAUUGUGGUCAACAGGUCUGGAGAAUCAAUUGUAUAUGCUAAUGAAAUUGAUAAGAAAAAGCUCCAUUUGAAUAGAAACUUGCGAUUCAACAGCCAUCAAACACCUGGUAUUGCUUCAGGAUGCACAGGGCCGGAGAUAAGAAAGCAGAUCCCUGAAAACUGUUCAGAUAUGAUUCUGCAGGAUUCUCAAAAGGUCCUAAGGGUGAACAGGGCCUCCCCUCUGACAGCACAGAUGGCCACUCAGAACUACUUUUUGAAUUUCAAAGAUUCUGAAGAAGGAGAAGGGGAUGAUGAUGAUGACUAUGUUGAGAUAAAAUCUGAAGAUGAGGGAUCUGACUUGGAGACUUCUCAGAACCAAACAAGGAAAUCAGAUCCUAAGCUGCAUAAUGCAGAUGCUGCUCCUUCUGAAACACUAUGCGGCAAAACUGUCUCCUGUACUCCUGCAAAGUCUGCCAGCAGCAAACAUGCACUUACCCCAUAUCUGACUGCAUAUAGUGAUCCAGAUAAACUGAAUGGCUACCUGUGGAGAGUACCAUCUCCUAAUCAGCAGAAUAUUGUCCAGUCCUUAAGAGAAAAGUUUCAGUGUCUCAGUUCAAGUAGCUUUGCUUGA
Molecule: messenger RNA, 2892 nt
Organism: Acanthisitta chloris (rifleman)
Lineage: Eukaryota; Metazoa; Chordata; Aves; Passeriformes; Acanthisittidae
Product: pleckstrin homology domain-containing family G member 1-like
Exons: 3
Source: RefSeq, a predicted model, not a curated record